Diorhabda carinulata is the source of this 2319-nucleotide messenger RNA. RefSeq names its product neprilysin-2-like. Gene Ontology annotation, molecular function: metalloendopeptidase activity. The transcript is spliced from 9 exons. Gene Ontology annotation, cellular component: plasma membrane. Bases 118 to 2190 code for a protein of 690 amino acids. NCBI's taxonomy places the organism in Eukaryota, Metazoa, Arthropoda, Insecta, Coleoptera, Chrysomelidae. The record is from RefSeq and is a predicted model, not a curated record. Gene Ontology annotation, biological process: protein processing.
ACUUUUAUUUUAAGAUGCAUACUUCUAGUGUGUUUAUUUCGUGACGUAACCGGGAAAGUUUAAGAUUUCUACUGUGAGAAAAAUAUAUUUUCUUUACGACUCAGUUUAAUUCCGGACAUGGACGAAAAAUUGCCAAAAAGACGAUGGAAAGAAAAAAGAAACACGUUUUAUGUUGUUAUGAUAGUUACUUUAGUAAUAGUGUUAUCAGGGGUGAUUGUGGUGUUGAAGUUAAGAAAAAUAUACAGGGACAACAUAUGUCUCAGUGCGGACUGUGUCAAUUCUUCAGAAUACUUCUUGGAUAUAAUAAACAAUUCCAUCAAUCCCUGUGAUAAUUUCUAUGAAUUUGCUUGUGGUGGAUAUCAAGAAACGACGUCGACUCUGGCCGAAUCGCAAAAGAGAGUACUGCAUGAAUUAGAAUUAUUUACUCUCGGAGCUAUCAAGGCAGACGAUGCUAAGUCGAUUAAAAUACAAAAAAAAUAUUACAAAACUUGUAUGAAUACUCUAGCAAUAGAGGAAGAUGAUAAUCAGAGUAUCAAGAAAAUAUAUGAACAGCUUGGAGGGUGGCCCAUACUAUCCUUGGAAUGGAUUAACUCUUAUAACUUGGAAAAAAUUACCAAGCAAUGUGCGGAGAUGGGAUUGUUCUACAAUUGGUUUUUCGAGAUUGAUACUUAUCAGCGUUCGUUAACAGACACCGAGCAUCUGCUUAGAAUUUUGCCUCCAACUAACACGAAUUUUAUCAAGCAUAUUCACAAAACCAACUAUCAAGUCCUUAUACAGAAUGUUGUGAAAAGGCUGGGAUCUAAUAGGGCCUUAGAUGAAAUUGCUGAUGCAUCCAGAAAAAUCGUUGAAUUUGAGAAUUCUUUAGCUCAGAUUAUUUCAGAAUCUACAGCCCACAUUACAAACAAGACGGUCAGUGACUUAAAAAGAGAAUUUCCUAAUAUUCCUUGGGCUUCUUUAUUCACGAAUGUUGUCAUUGAAACCAAUGCUUCAAUAGAAGUAUCUUCUUUGUAUUUUUCAAAACUUAUACGACUACUGGAACAAACUAGUAUCAGCACCAAAGCAAAUUAUAUAUUUUGGAAAAUCACCCAGUUUUUGUAUCCAUUCCUGUCGAGAGAUAUUAGAAGAGAAUUCGAAGCAUACGAAAAUGUGAUUAACAACAGCCAACCCAGUCGCAGAUCAGAUUUCUGUUCGGAUAUGAUACAAACAGUAUUCGCUUACGUUUCUGAAGCAGCUUAUGCCAGAAAAUAUUCAGCGGAAAGAGAAUCUAUUAAUGAAAUUGUGAACAACAUUAAACAUAUAUUGCAAGAUCACAUCAAUGAGUCUAAAUGGAUGAAUCAGAAUCACAAGACCUAUGCCCUAGAUAAAUUGCGUAAUAUUAAAGUGUUCAUUGGUGCACCAGAUGAGGUUUUCGAUGAAAAAAAAUUUGAUAACCUUUUAGGUGUUGAUGAGAUCAAUAUUCUUGAUUUUAAUAAUACAUUGGAUAUAGUAAGAACAGUGGACAAAAGUCGUGACAAAUAUAAUCUCAAUUUGACGAGGCAGAAAAUCAGUUAUCAACAAGGCGAAUUAUAUCGCGACAUUGUAACUAUCGAAGCUAAGUAUCUACCGAAAGAAAAUCUUAUAUAUAUCCCAGCUGCAAUAAUUGGGGGAGUAUUUGAUUCCCAUAAAGGGUUGAAUUUCCGCAAUUACAGCGUUCUGGGAACCAUAAUAGCACACGAGUUUACUCAUGCUUUUGGAAUAGUGGAUACUUUUAUGCAUACGACUGAAAAAGAAAUACGGAAAUGGUCCAACGAAACCUAUCAGUCAUUUUCGAAAAAUACAGAGUGUCUUUUGGAAGAAUGUUUACAAUUUGAUCUAAAGGGUUCGAUAAAUGAAACUUGCAACAAACUGUUUGACGAAAAUUUUGCUGAUUACGCUUCUGUCGAUAUAUCCUAUGAAGCAUUCAGAAAACAGAAAGCCGAAAGUAUCAAUCAACUACCUGGGCUUAAAUAUAAUUCAAACCAGCUAUUUUGGUUAAGUUACGCAGGCACCAUGUGUAAUGGCAAUACAAAUGCUACUACAUUAAUUCGGAGGCAUUUAAAUCCAGCAUUUCGAAUUUUAGGCUCUUUCAGGAAUUCUAGACACUUUGCUAAAGAUUUUAAUUGCAAAUCCGGAACCUAUAUGAAUCCUGUUGAUAAGUGUAUAGUGUUAUGAAAAAUGUUAUUCAUCUAAUGUUUUAUUGUUAUACUGAAGACUUUAGAAACAAUGGAAAUAUAAAACAUUGAAUUUUUUCAUAUGGAGUUAAUAAUGUAUUAUGUUUUAAAUACAAUUUAUCUGAAACUA